GGCCGCCCCUCCACCCAGGCCUUUCUCCCUUGACUCAGGCCCACAGGAGGCGAAUCCAUGUGCGGGGGUGAGGUGGCCUGAGGGCAGGCCCUGGUCCCGGCAUGCCCCUGCCUGAGCCCAGCGAGCAGGAGGGCACAAGUGUGACCGCCAGCCUGGAGCCCGCCCCUGUGCUGAAAUGCAGCAAGCUGGACACAGCCCCCCAGCCCCUGGAGUUCCUGAGGACCCCGUUUGGGGGCCGUCUGCUGGUGUUGCAGUCAUUCCUGUACAAGCAGGAGAAGGCGGUCGGCGACAAGGUGUACUGGAAGUGCCGCCAGCAUGCCGGGCUGGGCUGCCGGGGCCGGGCCAUCACCCGCGGCUCAAGGGCCACAGUUAUGCGGGACCACUGUCACCUGCCCGAUGAGGAGGGCCUGCAGGCUCGGCGCCAGCAGGAGAAGCUGCCCAGCCCUGCUCUGCCCGAGGCCCCGGAUGGCUCUGGCGGCCCCGUGGAUGAGCCGCUUGAGGGCGGAGGCUCUUGGCUGUGUCCUGAGGAGCCACAGCCGCAUCCCGGGCAGGCGCUCAGCAAGCCGGCCCCUGAGGAGGCGCCCCGAGCCCUGUCCCUGCUCCUGCCUCCCAAGAAACGCUCGAUGCUGGGGCUGGGUGAACACCUGCCCCGGGUGACGGAAGAAUUCCUGCCCCGGAUGCCUCCAUUCGGAGUAGUGUGUCCAACACUAGGCCCAUGUUCCCAGUCCAGCCGGCAGGCGGCCUUCCAGAGCUUUCUGAUGCACCCAGAGCAGGCCGAGCCCCUGGAGUUCCUGAGGACCUGCUACGGGGGCAGCUUCCUGGUGCACGAGUCCUUUCUCUACAAGCGGGAGAAGGCGGUGGGGGACAAGGUGUACUGGACGUGCCGGGACCACACACUGCAUGGCUGCCGCAGCCGGGCCAUCACACAGGGCCGGCGCGUAACCAUCAUGCGUGACCAUUGCCACCCGCCCGACAUGGAGGGCCUCGAGGCCCGGCGGCAGCAGGAGAAGGCCACGGAGACGCCGCCAGCUGGGCCAGACAGCUCCGAGGACACGCUACCCCAAGAUGCGAGGCCAGAUAUCCCCACUCUCAGACCUCGACCCAGAAAACGAGCAAAAGUGAAAGAUCAGGAGCCCCCAGCAGCCCAGCCCCAAGGCCCCCCGGACGAGGAGCAGGAGGCCGACCCCAGAGGCCCCGAGUUCCUGCGGACCCCGCUGGGGGGCAGCUUCCUGGUGUACGAGUCCUUCCUGUACAGGCGGGAGAAGGCGGCGGGCGAGAAGGUGUACUGGACCUGCCGGGACCAGGCCCGCAUGGGCUGCCGCAGCCGGGCCAUCACCCAGGGCCGGCAUGUCACUGUGAUGCGUGGCCACUGCCACCCGCCCGACCUGGCCGGCCUGGAGACCCUGCGGCAGCGGGAGAAGCGGCCGAGCCCGACCCAGCGGGAAAGCCCAGGAGGCCCCGAGUUCCUGCGGACCCCGUUGGGGGGCAGCUUCCUGGUGUACGAGUCCUUCCUGUACAGGCGGGAGAAGGCGGCGGGCGAGAAGGUGUACUGGACCUGCCGGGACCAGGCCCGCAUGGGCUGCCGCAGCCGGGCCAUCACCCAGGGCCAGCGGGUCAUGGUCAUGCGCAGGCACUGCCACCCACCCGACAUGGCCGGCCUGGAGUCCCUGCGGCAGCGGGAGAACCUCCCCAACCUGACCCACUGGGAAGGCCCAGAACCCACGGAGCCCCUGGAGUUCCUGCGCACGCCCCUCGGGGGCAGGUUCCUGGUGCACGAGUCGUUCCUGUACAGGAAGGAGAAGGCGGCGGGCGAGAAGGUGUACUGGAUGUGCCGGGACCAGGCCCGCAUGGGCUGCCGCAGCCGGGCCAUCACCCAGGGCCACCGGGUCAUGGUCAUGCGCAGGCACUGCCACCCGCCCGACCUGGCUGGCCUGGAGGCGCUGCGGCAGCGGGAGCGGCUCCCCAAGGAGACCCAGCAGGAAGCCCCAGAAGAGAUCAACCCAGUGCCUGAAAUAGAACUGCGCUUGGAGACUCUUACAGAAACACAACAGACAGAAGGGUAACUGUGCGAGUUCGUGGUGUGAGUGGCUGAGAGAGGGGCCGCCUCAACAGGCCUUGAGAGGGCUGGCACAAGGGGCUGGCUGGGUGGCUGGGCACAUGGGACAGCAUGACCAACUUGUCCUCCAUAGGGGGUGCAUAGGGGCCGCAGGUUCUCACUGCUUGGGCGCCUCAGUCCCCCGACCGAAGUGACCCCGAGAACAGGACCCCUCAACCCGGGGCAGCCCUGGCCAUGGCCACAACCAGAGGCUCCGUGAACCCAGGGUGGACACGGUGCACGCUGCGCAGGCGGCCACAGCGGGUGACACUAGAAAUCAGCAGCCCGGGCCUGGGAGCUCACUCCUGCAGCCAGAGUCAGGAGGGCGCAGCACUGCGGGCUGAAGGACUUCACGGGAAGCUGUAUCCCCAUCAGAACGCCAAGGACCGAGCCCCUCCACCCUUCUCUCUCUCCUGCUAAGAUUUCUUUAUCACACGGGGAGAGAACUCUUCCCUCUGCUGGUUCGCUCCUUGGACGGCUGUGACGGUCAGGGCUGGGCCAGCCAGGCCGGCCGCUAGCCAGGACCGCCUUCCAGGUCUCCGUGUAGGUGGGACCCACACUUGGGCCAAUCCCCACUGCUUUUCCAGUUGCCUUAGCAGGGAGCUGGAAAGUAAGUAGAGAGGCCAUACUGAGGUGCUGGCAUCCCAGGUGGCACUGAACAUGCGGAGCCACAGCCCCCACUUCCAAUCAGCUUCCUGCAAGAUGCGUGCCGAGAGGCAGCAGGAGACGG
Molecule: messenger RNA, 2825 nt
Organism: Ochotona curzoniae (black-lipped pika)
Lineage: Eukaryota; Metazoa; Chordata; Mammalia; Lagomorpha; Ochotonidae
Product: FLYWCH-type zinc finger-containing protein 1-like
Exons: 8
Coding region: 102-2063 (653 amino acids)
Source: RefSeq, a predicted model, not a curated record